This is a messenger RNA of Cherax quadricarinatus, 2781 nucleotides long. NCBI's taxonomy places the organism in Eukaryota, Metazoa, Arthropoda, Malacostraca, Decapoda, Parastacidae. The record is from RefSeq and is a predicted model, not a curated record.
ACCCACCACCGCCGCUACACUGCCAUCUGUUGACGUCCGCAACAACGUGUAUUCCUCCGCCUCGCAAGAACAAAAAUCACAAUCAAAUUUUGUUUGUGAACAUUUUUUGCUAAAUUAUUUUUACGUUGAAUAAUACAUAGGUUUUGACUGUCGGUGAGGUAUGCGAGGAAAAAGUUACAAGGUAGUGAAGAAGGACUAGUUUGAGGUGCGGCGCGGGGAGAGCAGCAGCGGGUCGGCGGCCGUGACAACCUCUUGUUGUAGGGAGUCACCGGUGUAGCAACGCUGUAUAUAUUUCUCUGUUUAACGCCCCAAAACGAGCCAUCAUGGAUGAGGAAUACGACUGCAUCGUUCUCGGUACCGGCCUGAAGGAAUGUAUCAUAUCUGGCAUGUUGUCAGUAUCAGGCAAGAAAGUUCUGCAUAUGGACCGUAACAAGUAUUAUGGUGGUGAGAGUGCCUCCAUUACACCCCUGGAGGAUCUCUUUACAAAGUUCAAUCUUCCACCACCAGAAGAGGCUUAUGGGCGUACAAGGGACUGGAAUGUGGACCUCAUUCCCAAAUUUCUGAUGGCAAAUGGUCAGUUAGUAAAGCUUCUCAUCCACACUGGUGUCACUCGUUACCUGGAGUUUAAGUCAAUCGAGGGUAGUUAUGUGUACAAGGGUAACAAAAUAUCCAAAGUUCCUGCUGAUGAGAAGGAAGCCUUAACGUCAGAUCUGAUGGGCAUGUUUGAGAAGCGGAGGUUCAAGAAUUUCCUAGUAUUCACCCAGGAUUAUCGCGAUGAUGAUCCUUCAACUUGGAAAGCCAUGCCAGGCUUUGACCCAAAGACCACUACCAUGAAUGCUGUGUUUGUUCAUUUCAAUCUUGACAAGAAUACAAUUGAUUUCACUGGACAUGCCCUGGCACUUUACAGGGAUGAUGACUAUUUAAAUAAGCCAGAAAGUGAAAUUUUCAAGAGAAAAAAUGGGAGCAAAAACCUCAUGAACCUACUCAAUAAAAAAUUUUCUUGUUACCCAAGCUUUCAUCACUGCUAUUGUUAUUUGGCUAUUCAUAGGUUGUCUGCAAUCUAUGGAGGUACCUACAUGUUGGACAAGCCUAUCAGCGAGAUUGUUAUGGAGGAUGGUAAGGUAGUUGGUGUGCGAUCGGGAAAUGAGACGGCCAAAUGCAAGCAGGUGUACUGUGAUCCAACCUAUGUGCCUGAGAGAGUAGAGAAGGUUGGACAGGUGGUACGAGCAAUUUGCUUGAUGGAUCAUCCCAUUAGUAACACUAAGGAUGCUCUCUCUACACAAAUUAUCAUCCCACAGAAACAAGUUAAUAGGACUUCAGAUAUCUAUGUAUCACUUGUGUCAUACACACAUCAGGUUGCAGCCAAAGGCUGGUUUGUUGCUAUGGUGAGUACUACUGUGGAGACUGACAACCCUGAAGCAGAGAUCAUACCUGGCCUCAACCUUCUGGGACCCAUUAAGCAAAAGUUCGUCACUGUUUCUCCCAUUUAUAAACCUCUUGAUGAUGGUCAGGAGAACCAGAUAUUUAUUUCUGAAUCGUAUGAUGCCACAUCCCAUUUCGAGACAACGUGCUUGGAUGUGCUCUCUAUCUAUCGUCGAGGUACAGGAGAGGACUUCGACUUCAGUAAGGUGAAACACAAUCUUGGUGAUGAAGAUAUGUAAGCAGCCCACACAGCAGCUAGCUGGUGCUUAAGGGAUGUGCAGCUGUGGUUUUGGAUGAGUCACCAUUACUUUCAUAUAAGCUGCCUUCCUUGCAUAAACUGGCUGGCAGUGGCACCUCCAGAUUGUGAUCACAGAGCUAGCCCUCAAAUUCUUCAUGAAGAAGUCAUGUUGGUACACCAUCAUCAGAUAAUUUUUUCAUGAGUUUAUACCAAAGUAAUGAAUUGUUUGAUGAAUAGUUUUUUAUUGCUAUUAAAAAUAAAUUUGUAAUGUGAAUAUACACUAAUACAGUGUAGAGAAGGCUAAUUAGUGAUUCUUAAUGAUUUACGGCUGCUGUUAUAUUGUUAGUUUGUUGCUUGUUUCCUGCUCUGAGAGUGCCCAUUUGAGAAUGGCUGCCACAACUGCUUUCUUGAUUGCCAUUAUUUGUGUGCAGUAGAUGGCAGUGAGUGGUAUAUGGAUUUGUUUAUUGAGAUUUGUAUUUGUAGUGCUGGUUGAAAAUGGAACAUCAUGGCAGCCAAGAUUGUGAAGAAUAGCUAAAUAAAUUGAGCCAUUGUUUUAUAAGAAUUUAUAUGAUGAAAUAUUUAAAGUCAAAUUUAGUAUGUAUGUGACCUUGAACCAUGUGUUAUCACAUCCCUCAGUCUAAACCUUAUGUAUGCAUGUAUAAUCUAUUGUAGGCAUAUAAAGUCCUCUGAGCAUAAAUGCAGAGGUUAAGAGAUCACAUUAUUUUGAGUGACAAUGUUAAUUCAAAGGAGGACAGAAUUGGGAAUGAAGAAAAAUUUGUGGUACAUAUUCUUUUAAGAAAAACAUCAUUGACUUGCACGGAGUUGCAGCUCGAAUGUCUCACCAUGCAUAUUGACGAACACUGUUAUAACUACUUGCAUCGCUCAAUUUUCACGUGGGUUAGCAUGCUCGAGAAUUUAAUGUAUCUCUGAUCAGUGGGUCUAUCAUUUGGUAUUCAAUCUGGCUAGCAAGUCGUAUUGUUUUUUCUACUUUACUGUUUAUGCUAAAACUGCUGGUCACUUUUUUGCACUGCUUUCCAUCAUUGGGAUAUGCAAGUUGUCCGACUAUCUCAACAUCUGUAUGCUUUCAUAUGUAAGUCAUUCCAGGUUAAAGGAUAACACAA